CUUCCACGCCAUUGGUGAACUGGUUUUAUUCGGGAGACACCUUUACAAUGCAGCGCCCAAUAAGGUUUUAUUUAUUUUUUAUUUUUUGGAUCAGAUUUAGGGGAAAACCUUAGGACUGUAAUAUACAUACAUAAAAAGCAGAAUCUGCGGAUUAUAUUUAAGUCUAUACGACGAAUGUUUAUGAAUUCAUGCUUGGCAGACACCCUUAUCCGUUCUGCCCAGCGAGCGCCGUGAGCGCCGUGACAGUAAAAAACUAUUUUAUAACGAUGAGAUACGUGAUCGAGAUACGUGUCCAGCAGUCUAAGUACUAAUAACAUGCCCCACUGCGUCAUAUAAUUAGAUGCUAACAGUCAUGUUAGAGUCGUUAAUCUGCCACUCGUGCUGAAGAUGAUUGUGAAACCAUAAUGGCAUGGACCUAGGCAAAGAGACGAUGACGGCUUGCCUCUGAAAGGCUACUCAAGAGGAGUUGAAGUCGUCGUACAGGCGUCUUUGUAUGCUGUACCACCCUGACAAACACAGAGACCCUGAGCUAAAGAAGCAGGCUGAACAACUCUUCACCUACGUGCACCAGGCAUAUGAGGUUCUCAGUGACCCACAAUCCCGAGCCAUAUAUGACAUAUUUGGGAAAAAAGGCCUAGAGGUAGAAGGUUGGGAGGUGGUGGAGAAGAAAAGGACCCCUGCAGAGAUCAGGGAGGAAUAUGAACGUUUACAGAGGGAGAGAGAUGAGAGGAGACUCCAGCAGAGAACAAACCCUAAGGGGACAAUAAGUGUUGGCAUAGAUGCGUCAGACCUCUUCGACCGGUAUGAGGAGGACUUUGAGGAUGUACCAGGAGGAGGUUUUCCCCACAUUGAGAUCAACAGGAUGCACAUUUCCCAAUCCAUUGAGGCACCCUUAACUACUUCAGAUACUGCUGUGCUCUCUGGAUCUCUGUCUACGCAUAAUGGCAACGGGGGAGGAAAUAUAAACCUUUGUGUGCGGCGUGUGACCUCAGCAAGAGGCUGGGGAGAGCUGGAGUUUGGUGCAGGGGACAUUAGAGGACCUUUAUUUGGGAUGAAAGUGUUCCGUAACGUAACUGCACGCUGCUUUGUGACUGCCCAGUGGGGUUUGCAGUUCUCCUCACGUGGCGUAAAGCCCAGUGCCACUACAAUGAUGGCCCGCAACCUGGACCAGAACACUAUGGGCUACCUGCAGUGGCGCUGGGGAAGCCAGUCUGCCAUGACCACCAGCAUAGUCAGGGACACCAAAACAAGCCACUUCACCCUGGCCUUGCAGCUGGGCGUUCCUCACUCCUACCUGAUGAUGAGCUAUCAGUACAAAUUCCAGGAUGAAGACCAGACUAAGGUCAAAGGUUCCAUCAAGACUGGGUUCUUUGGCACCUUGGUUGAAUAUGGUGCAGAGCGUAAGAUUAGUCGCCACAGUGUUGUGGCCGCAACCGUCAGCAUUGGUGUACCCCAAGGAGUCUCCCUCAAAAUCAGGUUGAACAGAGCCAGUCAAACCUACCUCUUCCCUAUUCACUUAACCGACCAGAUUUUACCCAGUGCUGUGUUUUAUGCCACUGUGGGCCCGCUGGCCUUCUACUUAGCUGUCCAGAAGCUCAUUAUUAUGCCUUACGUACGAGCCCAGAAGGAACAAGAGUUGGAGAAACAUAAAGAGGUUUCUGCUUCAGAUAUUGCUCGCAGGAAGCAAGAGGCUGAAGCUGCCGUUUUGCUGAUGCAAGAGUCAGUGAAGAGAAUUAUCGAUGCUGAGGAAUCUAAAAUGGGUCUCAUCAUUUUAAAUGCUUGGUACGGCAAAUUUGUGUCUGACAAUAAUCAGAAACGCGAGAGCGCAAAGGUCAUUGAUGUGACCGUCCCGCUCCAAUGCUUAGUGAAAGACUCCAAACUAAUUCUUACCGAAGCAUCAAAGGCUGGCUUGCCAGGGUUUUAUGACCCCUGUGUCGGAGAAGAAAAGAGCCUAAAGCUGCUGUACCAAUUCAGAGGAGGCAUGCACCAAGUCUUGUCUGGAGACACAGAGCCUCUUAAAAUACCUAAACAAUCUCACAGAAUUGAUUCAGAGACAUAGGAGUCUACCACACACUGGAAGAAAGAGCUCAAUGGACAUCAAAGGAACUUAAAGGGACAGUCAGACAUAAAGUGAUCCGAAGGGCUGCUCCUCUUCAUUUCAUGUAGUCACCCGUGUAUCACCUUUUAUGUUGUCUGUUAAUCUCAAAUCCCUGACAUAUAUCGUCAACGGGUCGAUCACGUCCUAACAUCUCCAUAAUAUUUGGAGUUUUAACUGAGACUACCGAUGAACCACCUGAACCCAACCCAUAGCUGUCUGUUGUCAAGAGGUGAUUGGAGGUCAUAUCACUCCAUCCAUUAAUCUUAAUGUUAAAGCGGUCCUAUUAUGCUCUUUUACAAAGUCCUGAUUUUGUUUUGGGGGUGUACUUGAACUAGAAAAACACAUUAUUUUUCACAUAUUUUACAUUAUAACAACACCUCUCUCCCCAGUCUGGCAUGAACGGCCUACUGUAUAAAAUGAAGGCCCGAUUCUGAAAUACGAGAUGUGCUGUGAUUGGUUAGCUGGACCAGUGUGUGUUGUGAUUGGCACCACUCUGCGCCUGGUUGGGAAAUGUCAUGCCCCUUACCAUAGCGAGCUUCAGUGUAAAUAUUGCUUCAAAAUCAAAUCAAUUUGGGCAUGAUUUAAACCCGGAUUAUUGUGACCACUCUAAGUCCGUCUACCUUGAAAAAGCUUGCAUGUCUCCGACAUAGUGAUAACACUCGAAAAGCAUAAUAGGACCCCUUUAAUACUGCGACUGGAAACUAUGGCAAUAAAACUCCUCUAACAAAACUGUACUUGAAAAGUAUGGUUCAAAGUAUAAUGAAGUGCUAUACAAAUGAAGCGGUUUCAUAAGAUGUGUUGAUUUUGACAGAUGUUUUUGUAUGUUUGUACACUAGGCUUAAGAACAGGAAAUCUUAUGCUCACCCUGCCUCCAAAAUCACUACAGUAGAAGCAGCAUUUAGUAGACCAAUCUGUUGUGACCAGAGAAUCUUGAUUUCAUUUUUCUCCAUGAGAAGUGUUAUUUGGAUUACAUUCAUCAUGUUAAGUAUAUACAGUUAAAUACAGUAUUUAUAUUUUAAGGUAAAUCUCACAAAGAAAUGCUUGGGUCAUAUUUUCCCUGAAAAUGAAAAAAAAAGGAAAAUAAAUAAAAUUGCUAAAUUACUUUGCUUAUUUUAGUACAAUCAGGACUUUUUGUGUGUUCAUUACAAUUGAUCAUAUCGCCACCCCAAAUUCCAAAUUUAAAAACAACUCUCUCAUUACUGUAAUGUGAACAUUUUAAAUUCUGUCAUAUAUGAAAAAUAAAAAAAUCUAUAUGCAUUAAAUUUAUUUAUUUAAAAUGUGCAUCAAUGAUAUAUUGUGUAUUAUUGUAGGUUACUGACAAUUUGAGGGAAAGGUUUAAACAUACUUCCAAGAAAUCUGUUGUUGGCUGUUGUUUUUGUUUAGCUUGUUGUUCUUAGCAUCUGGAUGUUUGCUUUGAUAGCAACUUUCUCCUGCUCUGUUUUCUUACGUUUUAAUGACUUGAAAUGUCAGCAGCAGUGCUCAGACUGAACUAGUGUAAAACUACAAUGCCUUUUGAGUAUUGAAUAAGGGGGUUAAGCAGAGUAUGAAAGCUCUAUGUUCAGAACAACAUGAUUUUAUUUAAAGAUCCAUUAUUUCAAAUGAUCCUAAAAACCCACUGAACACUCAGAAAAAAAAAAAAAACUACAAAAGUUGUCACUGGGGUGAUACCUUUACAAAAGGCACACCUUUUUUAAUGAGAGUGAACCAUUGUGCCAUGCCCAUUUUGUUAAAAAUUUUCAUGGUUUUAUUAGUGUUUUUGUCAGUAAGUGGGCCUACGUGAUUUGAGUCUGUAGUAGAUGUUUAUUUGUAACCGUCUUUCUAGUUGUCCCUUUCAUCUGGGCUAGAAGAGGGAAAAAAAGACAUUUCAACAGCAAAUUCAUUAUGUUGUUGGAGUAUCAACAAUAAUCUGGAGUCUGAAUCUCUCAGAAUCCUUGGUCAGUGAUAAAUACAUGAACUACUGACCGGCCAUUGCAUUUUUUUUUUUUUUUAAUUGUGAUUAAAAAAAAGGCCUUUAAACAUUCUCUGGUUUGUAAUCAGUACUGUCAUUUUACUCUACAUUUUAGCAUAGUUCACUUCAUGUUCAUGUAAAUGGCUUGUUCGAGCCACAUUUUGCAACUCUGAAAGAAGCUGGUGUAACAUUCCUAUCUGAUGCAAAACCUUAUAAAUGUAUUAAUGUAGUCAACCUGAAGAGAAAUUUAAAUAAAAAGUGCAGAAACCUA
Molecule: messenger RNA, 4317 nt
Organism: Cyprinus carpio (common carp)
Lineage: Eukaryota; Metazoa; Chordata; Actinopteri; Cypriniformes; Cyprinidae
Product: dnaJ homolog subfamily C member 11-like
Biological process (GO): cristae formation
Source: RefSeq, a predicted model, not a curated record